Molecule: messenger RNA, 1527 nt
Organism: Periconia digitata
Lineage: Eukaryota; Fungi; Ascomycota; Dothideomycetes; Pleosporales; Periconiaceae
Source: the annotation of a GenBank genome assembly
UCUGCUUCGACUUCCAAUUCUGCGAUCAUGUAUCUUGGUCUGCCUUUGCUCGUGCUUCCUUUGAUUGCAUCAGCAUCGAUCGAGGGUUUUGUUCAACACCACCAAGUUCCAGUGCAGGACACUCUCGAAGCCGAAGGUUUCAGUGUUUUUACCAGCCAGUAUUCUCAGGAUCACUCAGUUCGCAUCAGAGAAAUCCAGAACGAUUCACUCUGUAAUGCACACUCGACUCAGUACACGGGCUGGCUAGAUGUUGGGGGGAAACACCUCUUUUUUUGGUAUUUCGAAAGCCAAAACGACCCGAACGCGGAUCCAUUGGCUUUGUGGUUAACGGGGGGACCGGGAGGCUCCUCCAUGCUUGGAAUGUUGAUGGAACUCGGACCUUGUCUGAUCAAUGAACAUGGCAAUGGCACAAUUUACAACGAGUACGGUUGGUCCAAGAACACAAAUCUUCUGUUUAUCGAUUCCCCAGCAGGCGUUGGAUUUAGCUAUGUCGAUGAGGGGAUACCCAUACCCGCUACUAGCUUUACGACCGCGGAGGAUCUCCAUCAUUUCUUGCAAAUCUUCGUGAGCGAGGUCCUCCCAGCAUUUGGGCACGGGGAGAACAAAGAAUUGCACAUCACUGGAGAAUCGUACGGAGGCCAUUAUGUCCCAGCCCUCGGCGCUCGGAUAGUCUCACAAAACCUGCUCUAUCCGAAGAAGCCACAAAUCAAUUUGAAGUCCAUUUUCGUGGGAAACGCCUAUGUAUCUCCAUUGGAUACGGCGUUCGGUUACUGGGAAACCCUUUGUACGACCAACCCCGGAGUCAAGGAGCCUAUUUUCAAUCAGACACGCUGCGAUAUCAUGGCGGCCAACAUCCCUCGAUGCAUAGAUCUUGCACGAUUCUGCUAUGAACACCCCGAUCCCGCCAUCUGCCAAGGUGCCGAAAAGGUUUGCUGGAAAGGUGUAAUCGAGCACUUUGAUGGCGAGUCUGGAAGCGUGAAGCCGCAUCGUAACCGCUUCGAUAUUACAAAACCAUGCAAGACCCACGACGAUCUGUGCUACGAGGAAGCGCUCCUCAUCAACAACUACCUGAAUUUGCCUUGGGUUUUUGAAGUCCUUGCCGUCCCCUCAGCUGUCAAGAACUACAGCAUCUACAGCAUGGAUGUCGAGCGCGCCUUCAGUCUCGCCAAUGACCAACCCAUCACCAUGCAGCCGCAGGUUUUGCAGCUGCUCGAGAAUGGUAUCGACGUGCUCUUCUAUCAGGGAAACUUGGACAUAGCAUGUAACACUGCGGGCAAUCUCAGAUGGGCAGAGAAUAUGCCUUGGAAAGGGCAGCCAGCUUUCGUAGCCCAGCCCAAAAAAGUAUGGAAGCACGAGGGGAAAGAGGUAGGCUGGUACAAAGAAGUUAAAGUUGUUACAGCUAGUGGAGUCGAGACUACAUUUGCAUUAAGCACAGUUGGUGGAGCAGGCCAUAUGGUGCCUUACAAUAAGCCUAGAGAGGCUCUAGCACUUGUUAAUAAAUGGCUGGAUAAGCGAAGCUUUGCUUAA